CAGCGCACAACUUUCUCGCGCAAGCGUAACUCCAAACUCACUGCUCACGGUGUCCGCGCAGGAAUGUGGUGUUGAAAACUCUUGUGUAACGAACGCCUGCUGUUUCACCGCCAAUUUAGUUUACGUUACAUUGUUUGCCUGAAACUAUUUUUUUUGGAGAUACUGGAAAACGGAACAACUGUAUGUAAGUCGGCUCCGUAUGUACUGUUGACAGCUGUGCGUAAAGUGACAGAAAGAGCGAGAAUCAUGAUGAAGAUCAGUCCUCAUUCACUCUUCCUCUUCGGUCCUUAAGAGACAGUCUGGAAUCAAAGCUUUGACGUCUCAGACAUCACAACGGCCAUAGAACAGAUAAAAGGGAGGGAGUUGAGCUCUUCCUCUGUGCAAGCUUCAUCAUCAUCCUCUCCAUCUGCAAUGGAGGUUGCCCUGGCUCAUCCUGCCCUGAAGGCCUUCAUGUGCGGCUCUCUCAGCGGCACCUGCUCCACUCUGCUGUUCCAGCCGUUGGAUCUGGUGAAGACCAGACUGCAGACCCUGCAGAACAACAUGCACCCAGGUGCUCCUAAAGUGGGGAUGAUUACAGUCUUUUUCAACGUGAUCCGCACAGAGAAGCUGCUUGGCCUGUGGAAGGGGGUUUCACCGUCGUUCAUGCGCUGUAUCCCUGGUGUAGGGAUCUACUUCAGCACAUUUUACUCGCUGAAGCAGCACUUCUUCCAGGAUAGGUCUCCGAAUGCUGGGGAGGCGGUGUUGCUUGGGGCGGGGGCUCGUUGUGUGGCAGGUGUGGCCAUGCUGCCCAUCACAGUCAUUAAGACUCGUUUUGAAAGUGGGCGGUACAAUUACAUAAGUGUAGCUGGUGCUCUUAGAAGUAUGUGUCAGAACGAAGGUCCCAGGGCUCUUUACUCCGGGCUCACAGCGACUUUACUCCGAGACGCCCCGUUCUCUGGCAUCUAUGUCAUGUUCUACAGCCAGGCCAAAAAGGCUUUGCCACAGGAGAUCAGCUCAUCCUCCUUUGUCCCACUGGUUAAUUUUGGCUGUGGUGUGGUGGCUGGUAUUUUGGCCUCUCUAGCCACUCAGCCAGCAGACGUGAUCAAAACCCACAUGCAAGUGAGCCCAGCGUUGUAUCCCAAGACCAGCGAUGCUGUACGCCAUGUUUAUACUAAACAUGGCUUGAGCGGGUUCUUUCGAGGAGCAGUUCCUCGUUCUCUGAGGAGAACCCUCAUGGCUGCCAUGGCCUGGACUGUGUACGAGCAGCUGAUGGCACGCAUGGGACUGAAGUCCUAAAGACACCCGACGCACUUUAUGUGUGGACUUCAUUCUGUGUGUGUCCGUUACAGGAGUGUGUGCUUUUCAGACGAUGGUGAAAAGAUGGCGUUCUAUUAUCCUUGAAGGCUUGAUAAAAAACAAAAGCAUCUAGUGUUGGCUGAGGUACCGGUAAUAGUAAGUUUGUGUGUGUGUGUGUGUGUGAUUGUCUGUGUGUGUUAGCGUUUUCAGGUGCAGUGAGUCUUUACCCUGUGACACCUCUGACAGUGACAUUCCUAAAUUGCCACAUUGUGAGUUUGUCUGCCUGCAUAUUGAGACAGGGGUCCACACUGAAGAAUAUCAAUGAGAGAUUGCUGAAUCAUGUGGCGUCAGCUCACAAGAAAACACUCCUUUCACAAGAAGAAAAUCCCCCUUUUGGCAACUAACCUUAGAAUACCACAUGUCUCGGUGUCAUUGAAAAGUGCCCACCUUUGCAGGGUUUUCAGAAAUGCACGAAUCCAAAGACUGAGAUAGUUCCUAAGCCUAAAUCCUUUUUAGUCGA
Molecule: messenger RNA, 1795 nt
Organism: Sinocyclocheilus rhinocerous
Lineage: Eukaryota; Metazoa; Chordata; Actinopteri; Cypriniformes; Cyprinidae
Product: solute carrier family 25 member 38-B
Exons: 9
Coding region: 412-1275 (287 amino acids)
Biological process (GO): glycine import into mitochondrion
Cellular component (GO): mitochondrial inner membrane; mitochondrion
Molecular function (GO): glycine transmembrane transporter activity
Source: RefSeq, a predicted model, not a curated record